UCGACAGGCCUACGAAUGGUGGUUGCACGACAUGUACUACAAUAUCCCGCUGUGUCUGCCAGUUAAUGUGAGCCCCGGCAUGGUGUUCCCGCCUAGGGUGUUCCGCAGUAACUCUGACAUAGCACGCUACGCUGCUCGCCUCGUCACUCUUGCUGCUCACCACAAGGAUAAAGUGGAAAGGAAAGCACUGCCAGUAGAGCGAGCCACCUCCAGAGAAAAGGGCCAACCUCUCUGCAUGUCCCAGUACUACCGCCUCUUCUCCAGCUAUCGAGUGCCUGGACUCCAGCAGGAUUCGCUCAUCUCUACCAAUCCCACAACUGAGCAUAUCAUUGUUGCCUGCUCUAAUCAGUUGUACGCUGUUUUCCUAAGGCCUAAUAGUUCCAGUGAGCGAUUAUCGGAAGAUGACCUCGCCUCUCAGUUUGCUCACAUCCUUAGUUCCCCAGUUGGAAGAGUGGCUCCAGUGGGCAUCCUCUCAUCUCAGCGUCGAGACCACUGGGCAGAGAGCCGUGAUAUUCUCAGACGAGACGAUCGUAAUCGACAGAACUUAGACCUCAUAGAGAACUGCAUGCUGGUUAUUUGUUUGGAUCAAAAGCCACUACCCAACAAGUUUAACCGUAAACCGGGACCAAGAGGCGCUGACGGCCAUCGAGGGGAAGGGAGAGACGAGACAAACAUGGCUCAUCAGAUGCUACAUGGAGGAGGAAGUGCCUUCAACUCAGGGAACAGAUGGUUUGACAAAACUAUUCAGCUGGUCAUCUGUCCUGACGGGGUGAACGGUCUGUGUUACGAGCACUCUCCGUCAGAGGGGGUAGCUGUCAUCCAACUGAUGGAAGAGUUCCUGGAGAAUUGUCGGGACUUGGAGCCAAGCACUUCGUCCAUACCACCGUCCAGCAACGCACUGCAACCUCUCCAGUGGAACAUUCCUCCUGUGCUGGAGAAACACAUGCGUGAUGCUAGUCAAUCCAUUGACAACUUGGUGGAGGACUUGGAUUUCUACGUGUACCGCUACAACGGAUAUGGGAAGGAUUUCAUCAAAUCGUGCAGCGUUAGCCCAGAUGUCUACAUUCAACUCGCAUUGCAGCUGGCCUACCACAAACUGUACGGAAGGCUGACGGCAACAUACGAGAGUGCGUCCACUCGCCGCUUCCUGUUAGGACGUGUGGAUUGUAUCCGCUCUGCUACCACGGCAGCUCUGCAGUGGGUGUCAGCUAUGAACCAAUCUGAGGACACUACCGGCACACCCGACCCGCUCCACCCCAACAAGCGGGUUACUUUCAGCAUCUACACGGACGCAGAGAAACUGAAGCUGUUCGAUGAAGCGGUGAAGUGCCAGACCGACAUCAUGGUGGCUAACAUUCUGGGCCAGGGUAUAGACAUCCACCUGCUGGGCCUCAGAGAGCAGGUCAAGGAGAUGGGCUUGGGUCUCGAACUCUUCUCGGACGAGGCUUACAAGAUUGCAAAUCACUUUGCUUUGUCCACUAGUCAGGUGGCCACACAAUCUGAUAGUUUCAUGGGGUAUGGGCCGGUGGUACCUGACGGAUACGGGGCUUCAUACAACCCCAAACCCUCCCAGAUCAUCUUCUGCCUCUCAGCCUUCCACUCCUCAGAGAUCACCAAAGCCUCCAGGUUCGCCCACAGUCUUGAGGAGAGCCUUAACGCUAUGCAACUCCUGCUGCUGCAGCGAAUCAAGUAGACUACUGACCAACACCAAAGCCAUUCUCACCGAGAAACUUAAGCGUCGCUUUUAUUCUUUGAACAUCUAUUUAUUGCAUGUAUAUUUUAGCUUCUAGCAGACUAUUCGAGCUUGUACAAUUAUGAACCUAUAAGCAAUCUUGAAUAGAAGUGGCUUCAAAGCUCAAUUCAAAGCUAAACAGAACAUAUCUUAAAUGCUCAAUACUAUUUCAGGAGGCAUUUCCAAAUAUGUAAUUUCAUAUAGUUUACAACAAGCAUUCUGUGGUUUCAUUGUUAUUUCUAUAUCUGAUGUCAUCAGUAUAAGUUUUAGAUUGUAAAUACCUGAUAGUUUCUAAGGUUCAGCAUUUUCACAAAAUUAUCAACAACUUUCAUUGGAGUAAUUUGAUUAAAUUGACGUUUAAAUAAAUGUUCUUGAUCUCUGAAAAAGUGGCAUCUUCAGAAGUUUUAGUAUACUGUUUCUUGUUUAUACAAAAUGUUGUGACUGGAUUAAUUUUUGGUCGAUUGCUGCAAUAUUUCGAUGCAACCGUUUGAUGCGCAAUGAUCUUAUGAACUAUAUUUGAAAACUAUUAAUAGUUAAUAAGCCUUAAUAUUUCUGAUAUUUUUUCAUACAGAAAUCCUUGAAGAAACCCACAAGAUUUGUGAUAAAGAAAUGUUACCUUAUAUUUUCCAUAUUUUUAUUGUUGUAAAUUUCAAUAUUUUAUCAUUAUAACAAUAGUUUAACAUUGUUACUUUGCACAAUCGCAAAGAUAGGCACAAAGAAUGUGAUUAACAAUAGAGAAAGUGAUAUUUUACUUUAUUUUAAUAUUUGUCGUUUAUUUUAUUAUACAACAAGAUUCUUUUAAAUGGUUAUGUUUGUAUUCUAUGUUGGAUAUUCUACAAAUAUUUGUCGGAUAUUGAAUUUGUGUGUAUAACAAGCGGAUUGCUCUUUAGGUCUUUUUUAUAAAUUCCUCUUACUUCAAUCAAGAAAGCCCUGAUUUUAUCAUUAUAUACAUACUUAAAAAUGAUGUAUAUAUAUAUAAUAUUGAAUAGCAGCAUUGAUUGCGAAAACGGCGGUAACGAAAAGGUCGUGCUACUCUUCGGCUCGAUUCAUUCCAAACGCCAGCCGACAAAAGGUAGGUUUGAUUAAAACCCCACUUGCCCUAGUUUGCACAAAUAAGUAACUGUUUUUUAUUUUGAGUGAUAAAUACAGUGCAUAGUAAAAUAUCACUUUCUAACUAAUGUUACAAAACAAUUCAGUGUUACGUUGUUGGCUAAUUGUUUAAAUAUAUUCCUGUUAUUUGUUAAUUUUAUAAUAACUAAUCUUCGUUACAAGUGAAAUAUACUAUACUGUUAUAGUCUUCUCACACUAGACCUCAUAUAUAUCAAACUUCUAGCAUGACUGUAAUACAUGAACAUAUCAACUUGGUGCUCAUAAGCUAUUGUUAAUGACCAAGGAAAAGAAACAUAUCACUUAGGAUAAGUUAGGUUAGAUUUGACGUUCCUUGUAACAAACAUAUCAGUCAGUGUUCAAUAAUACUCUUACGUGUGGUGUUGUAUAUCUAUUAUGUUACCUAAGGGGAAAUAUUUUAAAAAUAGUUUAUAUUUUGGGCCGAUUAAACAUUUUAUUGUUAAAUAAAAUCAUUAAAUCACUGACACUUCAUAGCCUUGAAAGAAAUAUGUUCAAAUAAUACCAGCACAAGAAUUAGUAAGUUUCAAAAUACCUUAUACAUUUUUAAAAUUCCUGAAAAGUAUUUUCUUAAAAAUUGAAAAUUAAAUGCUAGGUGAGGCAAUUACUAUUUUUAUAUGUAAAUGUUUCUAUGCACAAAAUUGUAAAUACAUAUAAUAACAAAGUAGAAGAGUGUACAUUCUUUAAAGAUUCUGAUGAGGCAUCUUACAUUUUCAUUAUCUGAGGUGGUUAAAAAGUCCAAUAUAGUUACCAAAAUAAAAUUAUAUAUGAGUUACCAAAAAUGUGUUGACUGUUAUAACGCAAGCUUUUUUUUAAAUAAGGUAAGAUUAUAACGUUGAAAGUCAUAAUUUUAUUAAAGUUAAGUGUAUUUUACGGAUUACAUAACAUGAUAUUUAUAAAAUUAUGUUAAUGUUGUUUGAUUUGUAAUUAUUGUUAAGGAUAUAGGAUUUUUGACGGACAUUCAUCAUCGUCCAGUGAUACAAAGAAAUCAGUAACACUACGUUUCGAGAUCUGCAAGGUGAUCUCUUCUUCAGGUAAAUAACUA
Molecule: messenger RNA, 3902 nt
Organism: Homalodisca vitripennis (glassy-winged sharpshooter)
Lineage: Eukaryota; Metazoa; Arthropoda; Insecta; Hemiptera; Cicadellidae
Gene: ChAT
Product: choline O-acetyltransferase
Exons: 9
Coding region: 32-1693 (553 amino acids)
Biological process (GO): neuromuscular synaptic transmission; acetylcholine biosynthetic process
Cellular component (GO): neuron projection; cytoplasm
Molecular function (GO): choline O-acetyltransferase activity
Source: RefSeq, a predicted model, not a curated record